AGUUCCAGGAAAUUGAUAAUCCCAAACAGCAUUAACCAGUUCAUUAUUUGGUCGCACCUGCGUGCAUAAGGAGCAGUCCUGAAGCCACAUACUAUUGAUGGCAUUAUACAACAAAAUAAUAAUAAAACACCCUUCGCCACUCUCAACAUAAAGGCCACACGACACACAAAACUAUUUAAUAAUCCAUUUGUGACAUCAGGAUGUCUUUGGGUCAUUGAUGCGAUAAAGGGACAUCCGUGGCCGGGGUUUCCUGCCCUUGUGGGCGACGUCAGUGCUGUCAUCGGAAGUACCAGGUUACGAACGGUGUAACCCCCACACAAAAGUGACUUACUUGAGCGAGUGUGUAUCAGUGUGAGUUACAAAGGGACACACAGACGGGGUCCCACUAAACGCUCUCCUUGUCUGUCCCACAGACGGGGUCCCACUGAACGCUCUCCUUGUCUGUCCCACAGACGGGGUCGCACUGAACGCUCUCCUUGUCUGUCUCACAGACGGGAAUAUAACAGGUAUAAGCAAGAAACGAUUGUAUGAGACAGGGCGCUCGAGGCUGACCAUCACACCACAAUGGUUCUCCGCGAUAACAACCUGCCGAAACUAUGCUUCGACAAUCCUUUGUACAACACGGAGGGCGGCGCCUCGAGGUCCGGUCCCUCUCCCAAGGCCGAGCUGAAGGUGUCGAAGAGCGUCAGCGUCGUUAGCGCCAAACCAACUGACCAUCCCGGGGCCAAAAAGCGCGCCUCGAAUAUGAGCCACGCGGAAUUCCAGUCGUUCUUCAUCAAGGAUCCGUCGACGCCUUGCAAGCAGAGUCCGCAGAUCUUCAUGCCGGCGGCCACACUCACGCCGGACUGCGACGUCGAGGAGCACAUCAUUGAGAACAUCAGGAAUCGCGACUUUUGGUCCAGGAGAUCGCGGAAUAACCCUUUCACGCGGCUUCGAACCUCCGAGGUUCGGCUCUCGAAGCGCACUUCCUCGCCUGCGCAUCUUUUGGUGCCCGGCCAGUGCUUGGAGGCGGAGGAGGAGCUGCAGCUGCCCUCUCCCUCGACCAUCUCGGCCGCAGAUGAGGACGAGGAAGCCAUCGCCUCGGAGAUGAUGCUGGAGUCUCAGAAGGAGACCAGACUACGACAUAACAUCACCUGGAUGAGAGACUACCUGUCCCAGGUGUCUGAGGCUGACGGAGGCACGUUCUCCCUCCUCCCUUUCAUCGCCGCCAUGCGUAACAAGGAGCUCCUGCGACGCCUGUUCUCGCUGUGGGACGUCCGAGGCGACGGGGUUCUGCCGCAGGAGGAGUGGGUCGACCACCUCAAGUGUUCCACCAGAGAGGUGGGCGCCAGGGAGUGGGCGGAGCUGCUGGAGGUGUUGGCGUACGUGGUGUGUGGCGAGGACGGCGAAGUCACUGAGGACCUCUUCACCACCAUCCUCACCUCCAGGGGGGUGUUGGAGAAGCUCUUCCGUCUGAUCAACAAGGAGGGAGAUGGGCUGGUGAGUCGCCAGGACAUCAUGGACUUCAUAGCUAACCUCACCUAUGCCCGUCCGCGGACGGGCUUCACGAGGGAGAACCUCGAGUGGUUGGAGCAGCUUUUCCGCCAGGCCCUGGGGCACAAACAAGAACUCUCCUUCGAUGACUUCAAGAAGAUCGUCCACUCUCGCAACUCGUUCUUCGCCGAGCGGGUCUUCCAGAUCUUCGACCGUGACAACAGCGGCACGGUGUCGCUCGCAGAGUUCCUGGACGCCAUGCAUCAGUUCGCGGGAAAGUCCCCCAACGACAAGAUUAAGUUCCUCUUCAGAGUCUAUGAUCUUGAUGGCGACGGGCUGAUCCAGCAGAGCGAGCUGCAGAAGGUGAUGAAGGCGUGCAUGGAGGAAAAUGGGAUGAAGUUUAGCGACGAGCAGAUCGAGGACCUGACGCUGGCAAUGUUCGAAGACGCCGACACCCAGAACACGGGAGCCAUCACCUACGAGUCCCUCAAGGCUCAGCUGGAGAAGCACGACGGGCUCCUUGAGAACCUCUCCAUCAGCAUCGACCGGUGGCUGGUGCCCCCAGACCUGGGCACUAACAAGGAGACCUUCUCGCAGAAGCUGGCCAAGCUGAAGCCCUACCAGCUCUCAAUUCCUUACGCCAAGAACAACUACGUCUACCUCACCUUCCUCUUUAUAUACCUUGCCAUCAACGUGUGCCUCUUCGCCACGCGAGCCUACGAGUAUUGGAACAACAACACCUACACCAUAUUAGCCAGGGCGUGUGGUCAGUGUCUCAACUUCAACUGCAUGUUCAUCUUGGUGUUCGUGCUGCGUCAGUCCAUCACCUACCUUCGCUCCGUGGGUGCCAUCAGCUUCCUGCCUCUGGACCAGCACCUCUACCUCCACAAGUUGUGUGGCUGGCUCAUCUUCAUCUACUCCGUCGUCCACACCGUCAUGCAUCUCAUCAACUUCUCCACAGUUGUAAUUUAUCUCACCGAUGAGGGCCAACCAAACGCUAAAAAUUUUACACUGACGGAGUGGAUCUUCACGAUGAAGCCCGGACUCUUCGGCCUUGUCAAGGGCAUAGCCAACCCGACGGGCGUGGCGCUCAUGAUCAUCCUCACAGUCAUGGUCAUCUGCUCCCUCCCCUUCGUCAGGAAAUCUGGGUACUUUGAGGUGUUCUACUGGACACACCUGCUGUACGUGGCCUUCUGGGUGCUGACCAUCCUACACGGACCCAACUUCUGGAAGUGGUUCGUGGGCCCCGGCGUCAUCUUCGUCUUGGAGCGCCUCGACCGCUUCAUCAGACUCCAGAUCAGAGGUGGCAAGGCUUACAUCAGGUCCGGGGUGCUGCUGCCCUCCAAGGUGAUCCACCUGGUCAUCAAGCGACCACCACAGUUCGACUUCCGCCCCGGCGAUUACGUCUUCAUCAACAUCCCCGAGAUUGCUAAGUACGAGUGGCAUCCCUUCACCAUUUCCUCCGCCCCAGAGCAAGACGAUGUGGUGUGGCUGCACAUCCGGGCUGUGGGCCAGUGGACCAACAGACUGGUCCAGUACUUCGAGGUGGAGCAGGAGCGGUGUUCCCGCCAGCGAGGCGAGGUCGUGGUCCAGGCGGGAGACGCCACCGAACUCAACACGAUGGUGAGUGACGGGCGGAGAGCGACCAUCAUCAGGCCCCGGAAGACCAGCGCCUCCCCCCUGACCCUCUCCCUCCACGACAACCCCUCAGGCAACACCGGGUCCAAGGCACUGCAGGAGAACGGCACGACCAACGUGGCCUUCGAACUCGACGGAAGCGUCAACGGAGUGAGGCUGGAGACUACCCAGAGUGAUGGAGAAGCCGCCGACCCCGCCAUGACCACGCUGGAGACGACGGCUCCCAAAGCACCUCUUACAGGCGCAAAGAACCAGUCCUCGCAUCACUUUUUCGGGGGAUCAAAGAUGGGCAAGAAGAAACUGGUCAAGACCCGCUCAGUGCCCGACUUAACCAAGAGACUGAAGAAGCGAGAGAAGAACUUGAUCCUACGUGACAACUUCCGGGCAGCCUCGGCCAGGACGUACGAGGCCAGCUCGCUGAAGCUGGCUGAGCAGCCGGCCUCUCACACUCCUGCUCCACUCUUCUCACACUUGCUCAAAUCCACAGCACCAUCAAGCUUCAGAUACAUGAGGCGGAAGCCUACAAUAAUAACGCUCGACACGCCCUCCGAGGCUGAAGACAACGCGAGUUACGAGGUCGAGGAGGAGGUGGAGGAGCAUAGAAGGGAGGUGAGGGUGACCAUCCAGGAAGGUGGAGUGAACUCUUCCCCCGGCACGCUAGAUAUGUCGCCCCUGACAGCCGAAAGCGGCCAAGUGCGCCAUAAGAACAACCAGGAGGACGCGGCACUGAGGACGCCCAAGCAAGUCGAGCAAAGAGGAAGGAAGUUGAGCAGGUUCGAAGAGGCAAUGGCUGAAGGAGCGUGUGCUGUGGGCAAGCCACUUGCGAUUUACAUGGAUGGUCCGUUCGGUACACCAUCCAGCCAUAUUUUCGGGGCCCAACAUGCUGUCCUGAUUGCGACGGGGAUAGGAGUUACACCAUUUGCUUCUAUCCUCCAGUCUAUCAUGCACAAAUACUGGAAGGCUAGACACACCUGUCCCAGGUGCACGUAUUCCUGGACCUCUGGCCCCUCUUUUAAUACCAUUAUGAGUCUUCGCAAGGUGGACUUCUUCUGGAUUAACAGGGACCAGCGUUCAUUUGAGUGGUUUGUGAACCUACUGUCACAACUGGAAAUAGAACAGGCAGAGCAGGGUGGAGUCCUAGAGCGGUUCCUGGACAUGCAUAUGUACAUCACCUCAGCGUUACAGAAGACUGAUAUGAAGGCCGUUGGGCUCCAGUUGGCUCUUGACCUCCUCCACGAGAAGGAGAAGCGAGACCUCAUCACUGGCCUCAAGACCCGUACUAACGCUGGUAGACCCAACUGGGAUAAGGUUUUCAAGCAACUUCAGAAUCAACAGAAAGGGAAGAUCACUGUAUUCUACUGUGGUCCACCUGCUCUUGGACGAACGCUUCGCUACAAGUGUCAUGAAUAUGGCUUUAAUUUCCGAAAAGAGAUCUUCUAACCUGUAAUUAUUAGACGGUAUUACAGUUUCUUGCAGUCAAUUACUCACUUUAAAGUAAAUGGAAGAUAUAUACAAUAAAUCCACACGCUAGAGAUGGGAAAAGUGGCGAUAAUUUCUCUCCAGGAUGGACUAAAAAUGUGUUUCCUCUUCCCAUUCCUAAAGAGCAAAGUUAGUAUUUAACAAUACUGUACCUUGUUGUUCAAAGUGAUGGCACAAGGAACAUUUGAAUUAAGUUUCUACAGUUUGCCAUCCUUCUCGUUAACUGCUUAAGAAAGGAAUCUCUCUUCAUUCAUGUACAUUGGUAUGCUUCUGAUGGUAAUUUCUCAUACCCAGCUUUCAGGCUAAGACAUCAACGAUCUGGAGGAACACAGGUUUCAUAGAAUACCGGGCAAAUUAAUAUUUGGAGCGAGAGCAUACCAGCACUAGAACCCCUUCCUCUGUUUUAGGUUAAGUGCAGUGCUCAAGUGUAUAGUGGAUGCACCAGGAGCUGUGAUUCUAAACUCCAAUAAUGUUUCUCCAAGCACAUCAGAAUUAUAGCCAUGAAGCUAGAAUCAUUUUACUAUAUACAGUAUAGUUAAAUUAAAAUGAAUUUUGAAUUAAGUUUUUUUGUCAAAGUGUUCAAGUGCAUUUUACACACUGUAUAUGAAUGAACUUUUCAAGACUGUGAUGCAUAUUUUACAUUGGAAGAAAUGUAAUUUUGAAACUUGAAUUCAAAUAUUUUUUUGUGCAUAUAAAUAUUGUGGGUCAAGGCUCAAGUCAGAGAAAACUGUCCUGGUGUUAAAGGACUAAUAAAUUACUGUACAUCAGUUUUAUUGUCAGUUAUAAGAAAAAGUUCCCUAAAUAGCUGUAUGUACAUAAUGCACAUUAAAUAAAUUUACUAGCUUAUAAAUAUGUACAGUUUAUUGAAUACCAUAUAUAACAUUUAUUUCAAUCACAUGUGCUGUACAGUAUAUCCAUACUUGCUCAGUGCUCUUUUCGACCAUUAAUUUUUUUCACAUGUAAAAUAUUUUAGCUUGAUAAUGUCUGCAUUUUUGUGAACUGUAUAUAUGUAGAUAAAUUAUGUAAGCCUACGCAACGAGCAUUCCAUGCAACAGAAUGAAGUAGUGACCAACGGCUGAAAAAAUAACUGGGGAAAGGGAUCCUAUUCUCCUGCGAGUCUAAUGUGAAAUUAGGCUGUGUGAAGCAACUUGCACAAUAGUAUACCUGGAGAGGGUUCUGGGAGUAUUUCUACUUCCUGAGCCCUGCAUGAGGCCAGGCUCGGCCCAGCCAGCCUUUUUUUUUUUUUUGUUUAGCAGCUAUACACAUGCUAAAUUUCUGGCUCAUUUCAAUAAAAACCAUCACAGAAAUAUCAGCAGUUGGAUAAAAUGCGUGGAUAUGAUGUAUGCGGUGUUAAAACCAAACAUUUAUGAAGCUUUGGAUCAUAGCAUUAUUUAUAUAAAGAAAUUUUAAAUGAAUUUAAAAUUAUUUUAAAUUAAAUAAGUCAAUUUAUUUUAAAUGCUGUAAAUAAAAAAUGUACUGUAUGUAAAGGUUUCACACGGACAUUCCAGUAUAUUAAUCGUGAAUGCCUUGUUUCAUAAUAGGGGUUGGAUGAGUGUGUGUGGUUUUCUAUGAAAUAUUUUAGCCUGUAACUUUUGAUAACUUUGAUUAAGCAAUAUCAUAGGCUGAAAACUAAUAGUGUGACUAGUUGCAUAUGUACUACUUUGCAUUUAAUGCCAUUGUCAUGUGCUUUGGCUUAACUUUUUUCUAUCUGCCAUUUUUUAAUUACUGUAUGUUGCACUUUUUAAACAAAUGCUUCAUUUAAAUACAUACACAGUAUAAUGAAACUUAGUAAAGAUACAUAUUGAAAGUCUGUUUAUUGCUUCUUAUAUUUAAUAUUUCAAUGUCUUGAUAGGAGGAAUUUGUUAGGCUUUUUUUAAGGUCAUUUUGAAUUGCUUAGGUGGAAAUGCUUGAGACGUACUCGCACAGGCAUUAAUAGAUUACUGUAGGCCUAGCGAGUGAACAUUAAACAAAAUAUUUUUGUAAUGUACACUAAAGGUAUGACAUUUUAGCCAAUCCUGGACCAUUGCCAUUGAUUCAACUUGACAUGGGCUCCAUUAUUACUAAUAACUGACCAUUAUUACUAAUGGACCAAAAAGUCAUUACAUACCUUUCACGUGGGUUGGAUGGUCGAUACUUAUCUCUUGCCUCACAUUCUUAUUUCACAUUGCAAAGAUUUGAAAAAUGUCUCGUGCACAGAGUAAAUAGCCAUAUGGAGUGCUCUGGCAAACAUUUUUUCAAAUCAUCACUUGAAAGCUUCAGAAAUGCUUGCAGAACUUCAGCCUGAAGUCACUACAUUUAAGGUACAAGAUGUCCAAUAUAAGGCCAUUUCCACAAAGUAUAAGGUGCAGGUCGACAAGCUAAUUUAAUGGUGUCUUAUAUACCCUCAAUUUUUUUUUUGGUGAAAAUGUACGAUAUUAAUAUUUAUACAGUACAGUAGCUAAAUUUUCUAUUUUAAUUUGGAAAAUAUUUUAGCAUUAGUUUUGAACUAGUUCUCGCCAUCAUUCAUGUUAAUAUCUGUGAUCGUCUAUUUUUGACAAACUAACAUUUCCAAUACCAUCCACUUCUAUAUAACUGUCCAUUGCUGUAUUAUAUUGUGUAUGUAUAUUACUGACUCAUCAUCUUUUAACAAAUUAAAGUGUCUUAUAUACGUACUAUCUAAAUGAUACUAUAUAUUUGUAUGUGUGUGUGUGCAUAUUGUAUGCUCAAGUAUGUAUGUUUAAUAUAUAUAUUAUUCAGAAUUAAACUUACUGUCUAUCAUAUAAACUGCUUCCAGUAUGAGUGGAAGUAUCCAAAUGAAAUACUAAUGUAUUUAUUUAUUCAUUUGGAAGUAUCCAAAUGAAUAAAUAAAACCAUCGAUGUUAGGAGUAACGGGCUACUACAAUUCAUGUCUUCUGCUGAUAUUGUAUAUAAAAACAUUGCUCUAGAUACCUUUAUAACAAGUAAAGUUAUAUUUUAA
Messenger RNA from Procambarus clarkii (red swamp crayfish), 7546 nucleotides. Its product is annotated as NADPH oxidase 5. Gene Ontology annotation, biological process: superoxide anion generation; defense response. Gene Ontology annotation, cellular component: NADPH oxidase complex; plasma membrane. NCBI's taxonomy places the organism in Eukaryota, Metazoa, Arthropoda, Malacostraca, Decapoda, Cambaridae. The record is from RefSeq and is a predicted model, not a curated record. Gene Ontology annotation, molecular function: superoxide-generating NAD(P)H oxidase activity; calcium ion binding.